AUGACACCACAAUGCGAUAACCGCGAGCGUCCUCGUAACCCUCAAGCGCACCUCUUCGGAAUCCCAGGCGAGCUACGCAAUCUAAUCUACGACCACCUCUUCUUCGACUCGACCAUCAAUCUGAACGUCAAAGGUCUCGUCGCCCGUAAAGCCAGCCUCAUACUGACGAACAAGCAACUGUACUCCGAGACUAUUGCUCUCUACUACGCCGCCACGACAGUCACACUUGUCUUCGCUGUGAAGGACUUCGACAUCAAAAAACAUCAACUUUACAGAUGGCUCGGAGCCCUACCAUGCGCCCAUCGUCAGCUCAUUCCAGAGAUCAGACUGGUGAUCGUGCCGAGGCGGCGGCAGCAAGUUUUAUGUCGCGAUCACGCUAACUGGCUUGAAUGCGACUGUGUGGCGCUUCGGGUGCUCGAAGUGUGUGAGGGCAUGGAGGAAGAGAUGGAGAAAGACAAGAUCAGGUUGAGUGAUGGAUUGGUGCGUGUCCAAGUGUACAGGGGUAUGUCUGCUGGAAAGCAGCCUUGGUGGGGACUCAACGGAGAGAAAAUUUCGUGA
Messenger RNA from Fulvia fulva, 558 nucleotides. RefSeq lists its product as uncharacterized. The coding region runs from base 1 to 558 and encodes 185 amino acids. NCBI's taxonomy places the organism in Eukaryota, Fungi, Ascomycota, Dothideomycetes, Mycosphaerellales, Mycosphaerellaceae. The transcript has 2 exons. The record is from RefSeq and is a predicted model, not a curated record.